AUGAGACGUACUAAACGUAAAGUUUCAUAUGUUGUAACACAUAGUAAAGACGAUCAUGGUCAUUUAUUAGGUAUAAAUUCUUUAGCAUUAGAUGCAACAACAAUCAAUGAAAGGACCGGGAAGCCGGAAGGAAUCUUGUAUACAGCUGGCCGUGAUGGUGUUAUUAAUUCUUGGGAUUUAAAUUUUCCUUUUAAACAAAAAAGCAAAAUUUACGUCAACGGAGAAUCAUUCUCACAUCUUGAUGGUGGUGGUGAUAAUGAAAUUUUUGUAGAUGAAGAAGAUUUCGCAAAACAACCUUCACCAAAAUCAACUUUUCGUCAAUCAUUUAAAGGUCAUACAAAUUGGGUGAAUGAUAUAGUAUUAUGUCAUAAUAAUGAAACAUUAAUAUCCGCUUCAUCUGAUAGAACUUUGAAACUUUGGCAUCCUCAUAAAUCAUCAAAUCCAAUUACAAUAGGUUAUCAUACAGAUUAUAUUAAAUCAUUAGCGUAUGCUUCUGGACCUGGAUGGGUUGCAAGUGGUGGUUUUGAUAGAAAAAUUGAUUUAUGGGAUAUAAGGGAGUGCAGGCCAGCAAGUUCUGGAAUAACUUGUAUAAAUUUUGAGAAUUCACCAAAAUGUUCAAUUUACGCACUUGCAUGUAAUCCAUCUGGAUCAAUUCUUGCAUCAGGAUCCCCUGAAAAGAUUGUUCGAUUAUGGGAUCCAAGAUCUGGAAAAGGAAUCACCAAGUUCACUGGUCAUACUGACAAUGUUAGAACUGUUUUGGUUAGCGAUGAUGGAGAGUUAGUGAGUUAUUGUUUGGAUACUACUAUAAAGUUAUGGUCAUUAACUGCCCAACGUUGUUUAUAUACAUUUGACAUUCAUUCGGAUUCUGUUUGGUCAUUAUACUCUGAUCAUCCAAGACUAAGAACUUUUUAUGCCGGAAGUAAAGAUGGACUGGUGACAAAAAUUGAUCAUAGUGGCAGUGCUGAAAUUAGGGAUGGUGAUUGUGUAGCUAUUUGUAAAGAAUCACAUGGAGUUAUGAAGCUUGUAGCUCUUGAUAAUAAAUAUAUUUGGACCGCAACUUAUGAUUCUAGUAUUAAACGUUGGGAAGAUGUGAAAAUAAAUCGUGGUAGUAAAAAUUCUAUCGUUAAAAUUGCACCUUCAAGUGCUUCAUUUGGAGUAUUAGCGCCACCAGACUCUGAAGUUUCUACAUUAUACUCUGUAAAUGAUGAUGCUUUGUUUGAUAAUAUGAACAUUGAAGACGCAAUUCCAAUUAGAGAUACCCCUGAUCAUAUAAUAGAAGGACAACAUGGAUUAGUUAAACAUGUUAUAUUAAAUAACAGAAGACAUGUUCUGACACAAGAUAAUUCUGAAGAAGUUGCAUUAUGGGAUAUUAUUAAGUGUGUUAGAGUAAAUAAUUUUGGAAAACGUCGUGAUAUUAAAGAAGUCGCACAAGAAAUCAAUACUAUUGAAUCUAUAUCAAAUUGGUGUUCGAUAGAUACUUAUAUAGGGGCAUUAACUGUGAAUUUAGACGAAACGAAUUGUUUUGAUGCAGAAAUGUAUGCUGAUGAAGCUGGAUUACCCGAGGAUGUAGAAAUUCGUGAAGAUCAAAGACUAAAUCUUGGUAAAUGGGUUUUAAAAAAUCUUUUUGCCAAAUUUACUGAAGCUGAAAUUAAAACUUAUGAAGAGACGCAAACUUAUAAGACAAUACUGCAACAACAACAGAAUCAAAGGCAACAACCUGGAGAUCAACAAAAAACCUCCUUAACCAUUUCAGGUCAAACAAAUGAAGCUACGUCAUUAUCAGUUCAUCAAACCCCAACUGCUCCAUUGGCUGCAAUUACUACUACCGGUCCAUUUAGUGCACCAGUGACAACUGGCACUCAACAACCGGAUUAUUUUUCCAAUUCACAUCAUAAUUCUCCUACCAGUCCAAAAACUGAAACUAGAGCUCUUACUCCACCACUCAGUUCCUCUUCCCCCUCUUCUAACACUGCCCCUGCCACCGCUACAGAAUCCAUUUUGGGAUCAAUGCUAACGACUCAAAUCAUACAACCUCCACCACCUGUCUUGAUUCCUUCUUCAACAACAAAUACCAGCGGAUCCUUUAUUGAUCGGUUCAUAAAACUUCCUAUUAAUAUGCGAAUACAAACUCAAGACGAAAACAAUCAAACUCUCGAAAGAAAUGAUGAUUUAAAUCUUAAUUCUCCAACUAAAACCACUUCUCAAAUAAAUCAAUUAAAGAGUUUAACAAGUUCAGUGACACAAGACUUUGCAAAAAGUAUUGAUUUUACAUUUCGUCAAAUGCAUCAUAUUAUACAACCACCUUUUGCAGAAUUCCCCACAAAUGAAAUACCUCAAAUUGAAAUACCAUCUCAUACCACUGUGAUUAUAUCAGAGGAUUCGCCUGAAGCUUCAACAAAUGUCGAUUUAUAUCGUGGAACAAUCGCGUCAAUGUCAAAUGAUGCAGAAAUGAUUGAACAGAAAGCUCCCAUUUGGCUUUUGGAAUUUUUAAUAAAAAACAAAACACCGCCAAAAGAUUCAGUAAAAGUUAGUUUUGUUCUUAAACCUCAUGAAGACUCUUCACUGGAUGAAUUACCUAAUGGCAAUUCACGAUUAUCAGCCAAUCGUAUGCUUCGGGUUCGUAAAAUAUUAGCAUAUAUUGUGGAUAAACUUGUACUUGCUCAACCAGAUAAUAGUAUUAUUGCUGAUCAAUUAUCACCAACAAGAAGAUCAUUUUCAAAAUCAGACAAUGAUGAUAAUAAAGAAUCAGACGAACACAAAAAAAUUUCUCUUAAACCGGAGACAUGGUUGGAAUUGUUAUGUCAAGACCAAGUUUUGCCACCUACGAUGACACUUGCAACUAUAAAAACGCAUGUAUGGAAACUUCCAGGGGAUCUAACGAUGACAUAUAGGUAA
Entrophospora candida is the source of this 2895-nucleotide messenger RNA. NCBI's taxonomy places the organism in Eukaryota, Fungi, Glomeromycota, Glomeromycetes, Entrophosporales, Entrophosporaceae. The record is from the annotation of a GenBank genome assembly.